GAAAACGACAAGCGAAGAGGGGGCGGGCCAUAUGCUCUGCGUGGGACAUCUCGCUCGUCCGUCGCUGACAAAUCCUUCCUCUCUAGUAGCCGUUGGAACUUGGAACCCCACACAUAUCAUACUGGAAGAGCACGCCUCCCCUGAUUAACCAAAAUCAAAUCAAUCCGAUCCCCAUUUGAUUCUCCACCCCCCAUCAGAUCGAUCGAUCCAGGAGGAGGAGGAUGCGCGGGCUCAGAUCAAGGAUCCUCCGCACCUUGCAAUCCUUCCCCGAUGCUCCUGGGUUGCUCCUCCUCCCCGCCCCCGACGCGCCGCCCCGCGCCGCCGUCUCCGGUGGGGAGGACGUGGGGGAGAAUAAGGAGAAUGCCUCGCCGGAGGUGGCCCCGCCGAGGGCCAAGAGGAUGCGGGUGAGCACGGGGGGCGAGGCCGCGGCGGCGGGGUACCGCCGCCCGGACCCGGCCACGGCCACGCUCUUCGACCCGGACCUCCUCGCCGCCUUCCGCGGCGCCGUCGACGCCUACGCCCGCGCGCUCGACGAGGCCAGCCGCCGCGACGACGACCUCUUGUUGGAGCUGGAGGCGGAGGCGGGGGAGGGGGAGGGUUGCGUCGGCGAGGACCCCCUGGCGGGGUUCGAGGCCCGGUGCCCGCCGGGCGGCGACCGCGCCGUGGUGCUCUACACCACGUCGCUCCGCGGCGUGCGCAAGACCUUCGAGGACUGCGCCACCGUGCGCCGCCUGCUCGAGGGCCUCCGUGUCGCCUUCCUCGAGCGCGAUGUCUCCAUGCACGCGCCCUACCGGGACGAGCUCCGCGCCCUGCUCCUGGGCCUGGACGCCGCGCCCGUGCCGCCGCGGCUGUUCGUCGACGGCCGGUACGUCGGCGGCGCCGACGAGGUGGUCGCGCUGCACGAGCAGGCGCGCCUCCGCCCGGCGCUCCGCCGCGCGCCCCGCCGCGGCGCGGGCGAGGCCGCGUGCGCCGUCUGCGGCGGCGCGUGGUUCGUCGUCUGCGGCGCGUGCAGCGGCAGUCAUAGGCUCUAUGACGCCGCCGCCGCCGCCGGCGCAAGCGGCGGCCGCGUGCCGUGCACCGGAUGCAACGAGAACGGCCUCGUGCCAUGCCCUCUCUGCAGCUGAGAUGAGCCCAUUCUUGCAAACACUGGAUGUAAAAUCUCCAAUUUUUUUGUGAUGUAAAAUCUCCGAACAAAUUCUUUGAUUGUUUAUGUAAUUUAUCAUGUGUAAUCUAAUCUAUCUCCAUGAACCAACCAAAUUAAGCAUCAAAGCUGAGGCUCCAUA
Oryza brachyantha (malo sina) is the source of this 1283-nucleotide messenger RNA. RefSeq lists its product as uncharacterized. Lineage: Eukaryota; Viridiplantae; Streptophyta; Magnoliopsida; Poales; Poaceae. The coding region runs from base 222 to 1124 and encodes 300 amino acids. The record is from RefSeq and is a predicted model, not a curated record. The transcript has a single exon.